Messenger RNA from Xyrauchen texanus (razorback sucker), 2315 nucleotides. Its product is annotated as mucin-15-like. The record is from RefSeq and is a predicted model, not a curated record. Lineage: Eukaryota; Metazoa; Chordata; Actinopteri; Cypriniformes; Catostomidae. Bases 139 to 1236 code for a protein of 365 amino acids. The transcript is spliced from 4 exons.
CCACAAGCAAGACAGGUCCCUCCCCUUUCCUCUAGUCUCUGAAAGCACAUUCUCUGAACUCUCAAACGAUUCUACUUGAAACUGCCUCGAUCAUCUCACCUGUGCCCAACCGACAGAACUCAGGUAGAGGAGCCAGACAUGAAGUGGCCACUGGGCAUCACACUCACAUUCCUGCUGAUCGUUCAGAACUUCCAACAAGUAUCCACCCAGAUACCUGAUGAGUUGGAAAAAAGUAAUGGGACAAUACUUGAGCGUGACAAUGGAAAAGAGCCAUCUGAUGAGGAAACAACUGCUGUACCAAUUGAAGGAAGUGAGGGUGACCCACAAAGCAAUGCGUAUACACAGGCCAAUCCAACGACGAGCGGACUAUCAAAUGGCUUACAUUUGUAUAAUGAAAGUGAAAAACUGGAACUGAAUUCCUCAAAGAUUGAACAGAUCCCCGAAGCAACACAAGGGCUGCCUGUUAACGGCACAGAGGAAGUUAGUUCUUUCGGCCCUCUUGUAACAAUAACACCACCUCUUAUGAUCCCUCUUAAUUCAAGUAUCGAAAUCUCAGAUACAUCGGCAGAAUCCAAUGAAACACAGACCGAGUGGUCAGCCUCAAAUACCCCCACACCAGAGCCUGAGCAGACAAGUCAAACUACUCCUAAAAACACAUAUACUAGCUCAAAACCAGACCCUACCACAGCACAGAGCAGUCCUGACGAACCGGGUUCUGGAUAUUUGCCCUCAGAGGUAGAACCUGCCAAUGGCACUACAAAGAGUCCGACCUCCACAACAAAAGAUAUGAUGUACAGAACUACUGUGACGCCAUCUGAACCACCCGUUUACACAACAACAAAGCCAGUGAUUCCACCAGCCGUUCCAGAGGAGGUCACAACUGCCGCCCCAGACAACCAGACUGGACCUUUUGACUCCAGGGGGAAUUCUGAAAGAGGUUUAUCCUCAGAUGUUACAGAGCAAAAGGAAAAGAAGGGACAGGGAUUGGCUAUCAUCCUGGGCAUUGGGCUUUUUGUGGGGGUCAUUGCCUUGGCAGCAUUUAUCGUCAUAAAUCAAAGGAACAAAAGAGACUUCUCUCACAGAAAACUAGUGGAGGAGAUGUCACCUGAUCCAGUUCUCAGGCUGGACAACAUUGAGCCACUGGACUUGAAGUUUGAUGGAUUUGGUUACCACAAUCCAGGACUAGAAGGGGACAACAUCCAGAUGACCAACUUUCCACAUGGACAUUCAAACUAAGAAGAUAUCUGAAAUGCCAAAGACACUUUAUUUAAUAUUGCACCCAUGUUAAAAUUGUAAUGAAGAUAGAUGUAAUGAAGAAAAUAUUGUCAUUUUUCAAGUGAUUUGCCAAAUACAUUAUUAAGGCAAUUUUAAACAAAUAAUUAAUCAAAACUUUUUUUUAUUCUAGUUUUGUUUAAUUUUUCAGUCUUUAGACUGCCUGAAGAAACCAAAAACUGAAGAAUAAUAAUUUGAGGUACUGUAGGAUCUACGCUUCUCUCUAAAUGCUGUUUUGCUCCUGAAGGUCAACAAAAUAGUUCACUUGACAUAAAUACAUUUUGUAGCAUGUCAAAACCACACUUAACUUUUGAAUGCCAAAGUAUCCAAGGUGAUAUGAUAUGAUGACCACCAUGAAGACACAGCUCCUCUAUGCACAUUUACUGUGUUUUUAUUUAAGUACAAUUGAGUUACAUGACACAGGCCUACUACAUUUCUUAUAGAUCACCUACAAUUUUUUAAGAAUAUAUAAAUUCUAAAAACUUUGUUUGUAAUCUGAAAAUGUACUGUAAAACAAAAAUAGAGAAUCAAUAAUAUGAAAAUCAAUUUUAAGAUAUAAAUUCAAAUAAAUUGUAAAAAAUGAUCAAAUAAGAUCUCAGUGUUUGUGUAAGUAUCUCAUAUUUUAAAGGAAUGUUCAAGCUUCAAUACAAGUUAAGCUUGUUAACAGCAUAAUGUUGAUCACCAAAAAUGAUUUUGACUCAUCCCUCAAUUAUUUAAAGGAAUGUUUCCUGUUUAAUACAAGUUAAGCUCAAUCGAAAGCAUUUGAAGCAUAAUGUUGAUUACCACAAAAAUAUAUUCUGACUUGUCCCUCCUUUUCUUAAAUAAAAGAAAUAAAAAGAAGCAAAAAUCUGUGUCACGCACUUACAAUGGAUGUGAAUGGGGCCAAUUUGUUAACAUUAAAAUACUCCCUGUUUCAAAAGUAUAGCCACAAGACAUAAAUAAUAUUUACGUUAACAUGACUUUAGUUUGUUAAAAUCACUUUCUAACCUUUUCUGUGUAAAGUUAUAGUCGGUUGCCAUGACAACAAAACUGUCUAAUCCCUA